Molecule: messenger RNA, 2250 nt
Organism: Hemisphaericaspora subhashii
Lineage: Eukaryota; Fungi; Ascomycota; Pichiomycetes; Serinales; Debaryomycetaceae
Gene: UTP4
Product: Utp4p
Exons: 1
Coding region: 1-2250 (749 amino acids)
Biological process (GO): maturation of SSU-rRNA from tricistronic rRNA transcript (SSU-rRNA, 5.8S rRNA, LSU-rRNA)
Cellular component (GO): t-UTP complex; 90S preribosome; small-subunit processome
Molecular function (GO): RNA binding; protein binding
Source: RefSeq, a predicted model, not a curated record
AUGGAUAUUCAUCGUUGUCGCUUUGUCGACUAUACACCACACACCAUCACCGCCACCGCCUUCUCCCACCCAUCCACUCUUUCCACCAAACCCCCUUCAUCAGAAUUACGUCUCGCCAUAGGUCGAAGCAAUGGAGACAUCGAAAUCUGGAACCCAAGAUAUAAUUGGACCCAUGAACUCACAUUACCCGGUUCCAAAGGCCGUUCAAUCGAAGGAUUAGUCUGGGCAACCUCACCCGAGGGAACAGAAUCACCUAGAUUGUUUUCAGUUGGUGGAUCUACAUAUAUUACUGAAUGGAAUUUAUCUACUGGAAAACCAAUCACUAAUUAUGAUUGUAAUGCCGGGAUCAUCUGGUCUAUAGAUGUAAGUUCCAACAAUCAGAAAUUAGCUGUCGGAUGUGAUGAUGGUUCGGUUGUGAUCGUGGAUAUAUCUGGAGGUCCAGGAUUUAUGGAAUAUGACCUAAUUUGUCAAAGACAAGAUGCGAGAGUGUUGAGUAUAAAAUGGGACAACAAGAACCAACCAGCACGUCUUGUUGGAGGAUGUGCCGAUGGGAGGAUUAGAGUAUGGAGUGCUGAUGGUGAAACUAAGGGAAGAAUUUUGGGAACAAUGAGGGUAGACAAAUCAAAGACUGAAAGUACUUUGGUUUGGUCACUUAGUGUUAUGGAAAACAAAGGGCAAUUGAUUAGUGGUGAUUCUACUGGAUCGGUUAAGAUUUGGGAUUUGGAGAAUUAUACUUUAUUGCAGAGUUUUAAGGUUCAUGAUGCAGAUGUUUUAUGUUUGGUUCAUGAUGUGAAUGAAGAGAAGAUCUUUUCAGGUGGUGUUGAUCGUAAGAUUCAUCAAUUUGAUUUGAUAUCUACAAAGACAUCAUCUAAGUGGGUUCACAGUUUUAAUAGAUUAUUGCAUUCGAAUGAUAUUAGAUCCAUGUCGAUUUAUGAAAAUAAAGGAGGAUAUGGGUUUUUGGUUAGUGGUGGAGUAGAAAGAGCAAUUGUGGUUCAACAUGUUCAACAAUUCCAUGAUGGUAAAUACAAGAAAUUAUUAAUUAAUCAACAGCUUUCUAAUGUGAUUGUUGAUUCAGGCAAGAGAUUGAUUAUUAUGUGGCAAGAUCAACAAGUUAAGAUUUGGAAGAUUCUUGAGAAUGGGAAAUAUAAAUUAGUUUGUAAAGUUUCAUUAGCUGAUGAUGAAAAUAUCACCAGUGUUGAUUAUAAUUCUGAAUCUAAUUUAUUAGCAGUUUCCAAAUUAACUUCAGUUAAGUUAUUUCAAUUGGAAGAAUCAACCAAAGGGAAAUUACACGUUCAUAAAAUCAGAGAUGAAAGUUUUGAUUCAUUAAUCGAAGGUGCCAAAUUAAUCAAAUUCAUUGAAAGUAAAACAUUAUUAAUCGUUACCCCAGAAGAAGAAUUAUACAAAUUCGAUAUCAACCCCGAACAAUCCAGAAUCGAAUUAUCCGCCGAAAUCGAACAAAUCGAACCUUCCCCUUCCACCAAUUCCACCUCCAACAAACUCCAACAUGCAUCAUGUAUAAACAACCUUAUCAUUUCUCCCGAUUGUCAAAACUUGAUUAUAUCAAGAUAUAACGGCCAAAUCGAGAUCUAUCCAUUAAACGGCACCUCCCCUGCCUAUAUCCUCACCAAAUUAUCUUCAUAUGCUCAUUUAUUACAAUGUUCAACCAAUGAAAAAUUAAUAGUCCUAACUGAAGAUAACAAGAUUUUUGAAUUCUAUAUAAAUCAAACUGAAUCCAAAACAUUACAAACCCCUUGGUCCAGAAGAAAUAGCGAAUUCUUGCCUAGACAAUUCACGAGUUUGGAAGAUAAACCCCAAGGUAUGGUUGUUAAGUAUGAGAAGUUGUGGAUAUUUGGAUCGGCUUGGUUGGUUUAUUUUGAUUUGAGUGUGAAUAUUCCUAUUAGUAAGGAGUUCAAGAAUGCUGGUGGUAGUGGUGGGAGAAAGAGAAAUAGAAAUGGGUUGAGUAUAAUUGAAGACGAAGCUUCUGGUGAGGUUGAUGAGAAUGUAGAAGUUUUGGAGACUUCUUUGAAACAGAGAGAGAUUGAUAGAUUGAGACAACAGAUCCAAGAUGAUGAACAACUGACUAAUGGUAGGUCUGGUAGUGGUAAUCAAAAACCAUUCUUUAUUACCGAGAAGUAUAGGCCAAUUAUGAAGGUUUGUGAUUUUGGUGAGAAUGAAAUUGUCGUGAUUGAAAGACCUUAUUUUGCAUUACCUACUACUCCUGCUUUUAAUUUACCAAAAUUGAAAAUUUAG